This is a messenger RNA of Phragmites australis (common reed), 1264 nucleotides long. Its product is annotated as ethylene-responsive transcription factor ERF110-like. Gene Ontology annotation, molecular function: DNA-binding transcription factor activity; DNA binding. The record is from RefSeq and is a predicted model, not a curated record. NCBI's taxonomy places the organism in Eukaryota, Viridiplantae, Streptophyta, Magnoliopsida, Poales, Poaceae. Gene Ontology annotation, biological process: regulation of DNA-templated transcription; ethylene-activated signaling pathway. Bases 1 to 987 code for a protein of 328 amino acids. The transcript has 2 exons.
AUGUGCUUCAAGCUGGCGGACCCACGUGGACCGCAUGGCGGCGGUGGAGGCGCUGACUGGCCAGUGAAGAGCGGCGAGCAAGACGAGGGAGCGGCGUCGGCCAGGAUGGCAAUGGCGGCCGGCUCCGGGGAGCCCCUGUCCGACUACCACCAGGCGCAUGAGAUGUCAACAAUGGUGUCGGCGUUGACCCAGGUCGUGGCGGGCGGCCCGUGGGGUGAGGCGCCCGAGAUGGGAAGUUACCCCGGCACGCCAUCGCCGGAGUUCGCAGCGUCGGAGCAGAGUUCGGACACCCAGAGCGAGAGCGCGGCGGCCAUGGAGGAGCACCACUCCGCGGCGUCCAACACGGAGGGGCCCGACAUUCUGCGCCGGCGGUACCGCGGGGUGCGGCAGCGGCCCUGGGGCAAGUGGGCGGCGGAGAUCCGGGACCCGCACAAGGCGGCGCGCGUGUGGCUCGGUACCUUCGAGACCGCCGAGGCCGCGGCGCGCGCCUACGACGAGGCCGCGCUCCGGUUCCGCGGCAGUCGUGCCAAGCUCAACUUCCCCGAGGAAGCGCGCUUACACCCGGCGUCCUCGGCGGCGGCGGCACCGACCCCAGGGCCGGCGGCGGCGGCCUCGACCUCUCCGGCCGUCUACCCCGGCGCCGCCCAGGGCUCGGACUACCUGCGGUACCAGAUGCUUCUGCAAGGGGCCACCAGCAACCAAAGCACACUCCUUCCGUUCUACGGCGGCGACACCAUGAGCAGCUCUUACGGUGGCGUCAUGAGCAAUCCUUACGGCGGCGGCGGCGGCAACACGAGUGGUUUCUUGGGCUCCUACUACUCGUUCCCUACCUCCUCUGUUUCGGUGGCCACAGUGCCGUCCUCUGCUUCCUCUGCUUCGGGGCACUACUACUCGUCGUCGCAAGUCUCACACCAGAGCGAGGCGGCGGCGGCGGCGGAGUGGAACUGGGAGAGCGCGCUGGCCUCCUGGCCCGACUACGAGCAGUAGAGACCCUCUUCUGUUUGGAAUAAUAAGGCGAGUACGGCGGGGAUGGAGGCGUGAGGAGAGUGCAGAAAAUCAAAUCAAGCUGUGUUUGUUUCAUGUAUGAUAGCUAUGCGGUCUUCGUUUCUUGAUUAGUUUUGGCGACGUGGUCAUCUUCAUUGUUUUCCUUUAAUUUUUGGUUGCAAAGAGAUGGAGGCUCCAGUGAUGUAUACAGUAGCCAUUUGGGCUUGCACAAUGUAUCAGCAUUUGGGAGGCAUAAUGUUGUUGACAGCGCUCAAAAUCA